Messenger RNA from Anolis carolinensis (green anole), 5911 nucleotides. RefSeq names its product thymocyte expressed, positive selection associated 1 (gene tespa1). Gene Ontology annotation, molecular function: signaling receptor binding. The transcript has 9 exons. The record is from RefSeq and is a predicted model, not a curated record. Bases 199 to 1587 code for a protein of 462 amino acids. Lineage: Eukaryota; Metazoa; Chordata; Lepidosauria; Squamata; Anolidae.
GUUUUGACGAGAAAAGUAAAAAAAACCAACUGAGAUGAAUAUAAAAGUUUCCUCUUGAAAACAGAUCAGCUUCCUCCAUUCUCUACUGACGCAGAUAUGGCGAGGCUAGGAAGGGGGGGGGGGGGAGGGAUGGGCCAGGGCACUGCUGACUAGUGACCUGCUGAGUUGCCAGAAUGGAUCGGUCCUCUUUAUGGAGCAAUGCCAGCUCUGCCGGUGGGUUUUCCUAGGACCCUGCAUGCUCUUCUAAGAAUUAGGUUCUCAACAGAGAUGGACAAGGUCACCUCGUGGCUUGGCCAGUCUUCUUGGGAAAGGCGCAAUGCAUGGGCCAAGCACAAUUCCAAAUGGCCAGCUGUCAAAGAGGAGAUACCUGAUGUUCCAGAGGAUGUACUUGAUCUGAAGAGCCCAAGUUUGGAGAAUGAUUUCCUCCAAGGGAGUUCCUCUAAUGAUGUUGAGAGCUGGCUGGAGGAAUGCAGCUCUUCAGUUGAUCCCUUUCCUGAGAGCAUCUCUGCUCAUUUGGCCUGUGGAUCCUGCAGCAAUAGAACCAGCUUUGAAGAUGAUCUUAGCCUGGGAGCCGAAGCAAUGUUUCUUCUCAACAAAGGCAGAGCUGAGUCUGGGUUCCCAAAAAAUAGCAGAUGGUCUUCUCAGCAUAUUAAUCUGGAUCAUAGCAUGGCUUCCAGUGCCAUCUCGAGUAGCACAAACAAGACUACCUCCAGUAUCUCAGAAGUGUUGGACCUUUGUGAAGUGGAUGUGGAGACAAUCCUCUGCAACUUGGGCUUCAUCCAAGAGGAGCCACAAGCCACAUCUUGGAUCCCAGCCCGGUUCUUCUCAGUUCCAUCUCAGGCCAAGGGCAUUGAUUUCCAGCUUUUCCUGAGAGCCCAGGUGCAACGGAUUGAGAUGGAAGAUCCUUGCCUGAUCUUAGCAAGUCGGUUCAAGCAGGUCCAGACUCUGGCUGUAACUGCAGAUGCACUCUUCUGCCUCUACUCUUAUGUAUCUAAGACUCCUGUGCAGAAGAUUUCUCCUGCCAAAUUGUUCUGGGAUUUCCCUGAAAUACCAGAAUCAUGGAAUGCUCCCUCCAACCCCGACACUCUCUCUCCACUCCAACGCCUGCAAAGAGCUGUUUCCAGGAUGUGUUUGUACAUCUCACCCCAAAAGAGAAGGCUCUCAGGGGCAUCCGAUACACAGGUUCCCAUGAGCUGCUUGGAACAGAUUGUACAGGAAGUGAUGGCAAAGGCUUUCAAAGACAGAUUGGAUAGGAUUCACAUAGUGGCUCCUGAAGACCCCACCAAAAUGGAGAGCGCUUCUUCAAAAUCAGUUAUGAUGGACUUGACUCCUGUGGCUCCUGCCUGUUUCUGCUGUGAAGGUCCAGCUCAGUCUAAGGAAAAGAUAGAUCUCAUCUUGCUGGGCUUACAACCAUGGCUUGCCUCUUCCACUGAUGGGACCAACAGGGAAAGUCCAGACAUUGAUGGUUAUCAAGAAUUCGUCCACCAUCUUUCUCCACCACCAGAAGAAAGCAGCAAGGAAUCAGAUGAAGAGUCUUCUGAGUCAACAGAAAAGGGCUCUUCUGGAAAGAAAGUGUGGACUUCUUGAUAGAGUUGUUUCAACAUUACAGUUAAGAAGGGAAGAGCAGUUAGCCAUAACAUUGGCAGGUCAAAUGACACUUUAGCAGUGGAAGGACAGUGUGGGUGCUUCAGACUGUAGUCCUUUAUUUGCACUAGGCCUGGCCUACCUUACUGUAAAGGGCAUAGAAAUAAUGCUAGUGGGUUUCCCGAAAGAAACAUUUAAAUGCUGUGUGCUAGUAUUGGACCAAGUUGGGGGGGGUGUGGACUUGAUGUCUCAUGUUGUCUCUUCCAAUUCUAUGCUUCUAUGAGCCUGUGAAAUGGUUUUGAGGACACCGAUUCCAGAAGUCACCCAGCUUUUUGAGUGGUAAGAGAUGUAUAUCUCAGAAAAAGAAGGCUGGCUUAUAACGUACCUGAUCACUGGUUCUUCUAGCCCGCUUUGAACUGGCUGUGCUAGGGAUCAAAUCAUGAGCUUCCUGCACAUGACAAAAACAUUUUGCUGUGCUAGGUCCACAAUUUUGUUUCAGCAAGAUCACUAAGGUUCCUGCAAUAUUGUUCAGCACUCGAGAGAACAGAGGUUGAUAUAAUAAUAAUAAUAAUAAUAAUAAUAAUAAUAAUAAUAAUAACAACAACAACAACAACUUUAUUUUUAUACCCCGCCCCAUCUCCCUGAAGGGACUCGGGGCGGCUUACAUGGGGCCUUGCCCGAUACAACAAUAUAAUAACAAUAACAAAACAAUAACACAAUUAUCCCAACAAUAAAAACAUCAGCAUCAAUAAAACAGUCAUUAAAAUCAACAUGCAGCAUAAAAUGUUAAAAACAGGAGACUAAUUCAUAGAUCUAGGCCAAAGUGCAGAAUAUUCUGAAAUGGGGAGAGGUAGUUUCACAGCUAAAAUGGACAAUAAAGUGCAAUGUAAUAAUGGCAACGCAUCAACAAUGGAGCUAUUUUAGAAUGGGCAGAUAAAUCAAACCCACAACAAUUAAUCUGUCCAUGGAAUUAGCUUCCUCAGUUUCAGGAGGCAUAGAACACAAAAAUAAAACUUCUAUCACCCCAGUUGUUUCAGGAGCCAUAUUGUGUUGGGUUAAACAGAACAAAAGGUGAAGAUGAGGGAGACUGUAGAAUGUCGGCUGGGGUUUUAAAAACUUUUUAAUACAAUGACAGCUUUUUUGAAUGACUUCAAUAUGUUUUGCUCUUCUGCCAAUGGAAUUUGGUUUAUUUAUUCUUUUUUGAAGAUAUUUUGACAUUUCAAUAUGCCUUUCAUUUAUGGUAAUUUUUAGUGUUCCUUGAAAAAAGUGUUCUUUUUGUUUGAAUUAUUGUUAGGCACCCUCACAGUAAUUUGCUCUUGGUGAUACCUUCAAGUAGCCUAAUAAUAGUCAGCAUAUAUACUGAUGUGUGUAUCUGUGAAGUUAUCUGUGAUGUUGUUCCAUUCACUGUGUGAUCCCUGUUUGUUUGGGACCAACUAUGUGGCCAAUUUGGGGGUAACAAAGCAGGAGUGGGAGCAGUUGCAGCAAAGGAAAAGUAACAUUGAAUGAGAUUGUGGGGGAGGAUCAGCAUUCAGACAGCCAACAGUGCAGUUUUAUACACAUCUCUUGUCACAUUACAUUCAAUGUGGUCAAUUCUGUAAGUAAUCAUCGAUACACUUGUUUAGAAUGAGAGUACAGUGUUCCCUCACUACUUCGCGGUUCACUUUUCGCGGAUUCACUGUUUUGCGGUUUUUCAAUAAACUCUAAAAGACUACUAUAAAUCAUAAAAAAUUAAAAUUUACAGCCUAAGGAAGGGAGGAAGGAGAAGCCAAAGGGAGAGGAAAAGGAGCCCAAGCGGCAAGGGGAGGAGAAGGAGGUAAUUUAUCAACACACGAUUGGUUGAUAAAGACUUAAAAUAGUGUAUAACUACUAAAAUAAUGUAUAAAUAUUAAAAUAAAUAUAGUGUCCCUAUUUUGCGGAUUUUCACUUAUUGCAGGUGGUCCUGGAACCUAACCCCAGCAAUAAGUGAAGGAAAUCAGCAAUAAGUGAAGUUCUGUAACUCAGAACUUCAGUGUAUACAUACUGCACAUAGAUUGGUAUUGUAAAUGUUUUGGGGGCAAAUGGUUUUUGCUCUGCCAAAACUGCUGGUUUUGACCCAAAUUAAUCUAAAAUUGGAAUAUAGGUGGUUUGCUUCUUUUUUUCCAAUUGAAGGGUGAAUUCAUACUUUUAUUAAUAUAGGUAAGACUUCAUCAUGAAAGAGCAAAUUCUACUAUCAUCACUUUUAAUUUGUUAGUUGCUGGUUCAAGCUUUGUUGAAAAACUACUAAGUAGUUGUAACAUUGAAAAAUCACUAUGAAAAAUAUGCCAAUAUUUUUAUCACCACUCAGUGUUGGUCACUAUAUAAAGAAUAUAGAACAGUAGCAGCUUCCAUGUCAGUGAGUCAGUGAUUUUUUGCAGCGUUUUAGUCCACACUUGAGAGGAGCUAUCCCUUAGUGAACUCUUUCCCCCUACCAAAAAAAAAAGGGGGGGGAUACACCUCCUUUACGUUAGGAAUAAAACUCAUCACCCAAUGAUAUGGAAACAACCCACCAACCAGUAGAAAAAGGAAACAAGUUGCCUGUGUUGGCUUAGCACUCAUAGUUACAGGACUCUUGGGAAGUUUGUAACCAAUUCCAUCAAGACUGUGAUUGCAUGUGUUCAACCAAAGAGAGAACCUGCCUGCUUGUGCUGAAAUGUGAAAGGCAAUUAAGCAAUUAUUCUUGGAGCUCUACUGUCUAUGGUAAAACACUUCUGUUGUUGACCUUAGUUUUUGAAGCAUUCCCCACUUGAACUUAAUCUACAAAGGCUGGGAGGAGGAAGAGUAAAAGCAAACAUGUUACUCAAAGUAAUCUUUUUACAUCUAAUCCCAACUUUAUUGGUGUAACCAUGCAAUAUCAUUUCCAAAUUGCUUGCCAAAGGAUUCAUGUUGAGGUCAGUUAGGUUCUUCUGUCUGCCUGAAUCCUAUUAGUCGCCUAAUAAUCCAAGCAGCAUACUGCUACUGCCCAGACCACUAAAUAGCCCGGCUUGCUGUUGACCUAUGCAGCCCCGAAAGACAGUUGCAUCUGUCAAGUAGGGAAAUUUAGGUACGCUUUAUGCGGGAGGCUAAUUUAACUAAUUUACAAUAUCAUAAAACUGCCAGCAAAACAUGAGGAAAGGUAUGAGGAAGUACAGCCACUAGUGGACAGUGAAGCAACAACUCCCCCUGUGGCCGGAAUCGUGAAGCUGGAAAAAAAAAAGUUAAAUGCCUCUGUGUCUGUCUAUAUAUGUUGUUUGUCUGUUGGCAUUGAAUGUUUGCCAUAUAUGUGUUCAUUGUAAUCCGCCCUGAGUCCCCUUCGGGUGAGAAGGGCGGAAUAUAAAUACUGUAAAUAAAUAAAUAAUAGUACCAAAAGAGUUAAAAUCAGUUUUUGGCCAACUUUAGAUUCGGUUUGGUUAUUUGGAGUGCUGAUUCAGAAAACUGCAUUGGAUAGACCACACCAGCUCUAGUUUCUGAUACAGAACAUAUACCAUCCAGUAGUCGCCAUCUGCUCGCCCACAGAAAACUAUAUUUAAUAAUAUAGAGCUGAUGUGGUCUAUCCAAUGCAAUGGAUAGCUUUGCAGAAAUUUAAAUAAUUAAACUAAAUAAAUAAAGAGGAAAGGGGUUUGCAGACUGUAUUUUUGUUUUUGUGGCCCACUGGUUAAGAACCACUGCUCUGUUUUAUGUUUUAGGGUAUUGUUAUAAGUACAUAGAGAAAAUAUUACAUUAGGGAUACCAGUAGUCUGACUUUGAACAACGCAACUUAAGAUAUAGGUUAAUCCAUGCAAUUGAGCUGCUGCUGGGUUUUGUGGCUGUCUAGUCACUUCUGAUAGGAGUUUCUAAAUUCUUGGAGGCUAAAAAAUAUGAAUAUUACCAACUGACCUGUAGAAACCAAGGCAAAGGUGAUUCCUGCCAACACAAGGAGGACCCAGAUCUUCAUGAUUGCAAAUGUUGAGAGAAAACUCAGAGACCAAGGGAGAGAAGUUAGCAGAGUAAGUCAGUGUCUGAAUAAAGUUUCUUUCUUCAUAACAAUAUGAAACACCAAUCAAAAUUGCUGGGAGAGCUGACAUCAUGCCAUACAGAGAUCAGCAAAGGAGACUCAGCUAUUGUUUUUCAAUCUGUGCCUCAGUUUUAGCAGAAUAGCCUAAAACUAACUGUGUUUGAUGAUGAUGAUGAUGAUGGUGAUGAUGAUGUAUCCUCCUCAAGUUUUGUGAUUACUGGCACAAUCAUAAUUAAAGACAUUAGUGGAUGGGAGGGUAAGGGUAAGAAUGGAAAGUAUAUUAAUAGUUAUUUGUUCCCAGGUGAAAACAACAGAAUAAUACACUUGCAAGUAUUUUAA